Molecule: messenger RNA, 2152 nt
Organism: Gadus macrocephalus (Pacific cod)
Lineage: Eukaryota; Metazoa; Chordata; Actinopteri; Gadiformes; Gadidae
Product: casein kinase II subunit alpha'-like
Exons: 13
Coding region: 589-1638 (349 amino acids)
Biological process (GO): protein phosphorylation; regulation of chromosome separation
Cellular component (GO): cytosol; nucleus; protein kinase CK2 complex
Molecular function (GO): protein serine/threonine kinase activity; ATP binding
Source: RefSeq, a predicted model, not a curated record
UCCAGCUAUUACUUCCGGGUGAUGUUUACCGCAACAGAGGCAAUCAUCACUUAUUAUGGAUCUAGAUAUAACGUUUCAUUUGUAUUUUAUAAUCUCCGAUCACUAAUGAAGAUUAAUGUACUCAUGUUAUUUUUUUACAUGUACCGUUAAUAACUUGGCAUACAGUUGGACGACGACAGAGGAUAGUAAACUACGCAUUACUGGAGCACUACGGGGCGAGCUAGCAGCAGCAUAGCAUUGAGCUAAGCUACAUAUCGGGUGGACUUCCUCUCCUCUCGACCAUUUCUACAGCGAGUCUCCUCUAAACUGGCGGUCCACCAUCACAUACUGCCUAACAGGCUGAUAAGGGGGCUCCGACAUUCAUUCAUCAUAGCAUUGUUUAUACGCACUGCAAGUUCUUCUGACCGAUACGUUUUGGCUACAGACGUAUGUCAGAAAGGGGCGAAACCAUCCCAUACCAAUGCUAAGUUCUACACAGAGGUCAUAACGCCAAACAUCCCUGUAAGUCUGUGCACUUCUUUCCAACCCGUCGCCAAGAAGACUGUAGUGGAAGGUAAACCACCUCGACAUCGAGCGCCCAAGCUCGCAAUGCCCGGUUCCACGGCCAGCAGCAAAGCUCGGGUGUACACCGAUGUCAACACUCAGAAGAGCAGGGAAUACUGGGAUUACGAUGCACAUGUGCCAAGUUGGAGCAAUCAAGACAAUUAUCAGCUGGUGCGCAAAUUGGGUCGAGGGAAGUACAGUGAAGUUUUUGAGGCCAUCAAUGUGAGCAACAAUGAAAAAGUUGUAGUCAAAAUCCUCAAGCCUGUCAAGAAAAAGAAGAUUAAACGUGAAAUCAAAAUCCUUGAAAAUUUGCGUGGGGGAACCAACAUCAUUCGCCUGGUGGAUACAGUCAAGGAUCCUGUGUCCCGAACGCCAGCGCUUGUGUUUGAGUUCAUCAAUAACACAGACUUUAAGGAGCUUUACCAGAAGUUGACAGACUUUGACAUCCGUUUCUACAUGUACGAACUUCUCAAGGCACUGGACUACUGCCACAGUAUGGGCAUCAUGCACAGGGACGUAAAGCCCCACAACGUGAUGAUCGACCACCAGCUGAGGAAGCUGCGUCUUAUAGACUGGGGACUGGCAGAGUUCUACCAUCCUGCUCAGGAAUACAACGUCAGGGUGGCGUCACGCUAUUUUAAAGGGCCCGAGCUGCUAGUGGACUAUCAGAUGUAUGACUAUAGUUUGGAUAUGUGGAGUCUAGGCUGUAUGCUGGCAAGCAUGAUCUUCUUGAAAGAACCUUUCUUUCAUGGCCAGGACAACUACGAUCAGCUGGUCCGCAUUGCCAAGGUGCUGGGGACAGAUGAGCUCUUUGGUUACUUGCACAAGUAUCACAUAGAACUUGACACACGCUUCAAAGACCUGCUUGGCCAGCAGACAAAGAAGCGCUGGGAGCAGUUUGUCCAGACGGAGAACCAGCACCUGGUGAGCCCCGAGGCUCUGGACCUGCUGGACAAGCUGCUGCGCUACGACCACCAGCAGAGGCUGACCGCCGCAGAGGCCAUGCAGCACCCCUACUUCUAUCCAGUGCUGAAGGAACAAGCAAAUGCUAAUACGGACGGCACAAAGGCAAUAAGUGGCUCGAAUGCGACAUGAUGAGCAGAAAGGAGAGAGAACCUUUGUUACCUCAACGUGACCUUUUUGUGGCAGAAACCUCUGCCUCCACAACAGCCAUACUGGAGCAAGAUGUCAAUUUGCAACACACACAAAACACAUGGAUAAAACUCUUAAACCCCCUGACAAAACCAGGGCAUCGAUGCUGUUUGGUCCCUGCCACAAAUGCAUCAGAUAUGCGCUUUGAGGUGCCCCCUACUCCACCCUACCCACCCCCCCCCCCCCCCCCCGGCCCAAAAUACCCCUUCUCCAGUACCCAAACCCUGUUUUUAAAAUGAGCAAAGUUGUUGGACUGUUGACCGAUGUUGGUUCUGUAUCAAACCAGUGUUGUACUGUAGGCUGUGUGUGCGUGUGUGUGUGUUCGUCAUUUUGACGCUGUGGUGACCUGAGAUUGAGUUCCAGGUAUAUAGCACUGAGUGGCAUGGAGGCUCUUUUCUGCUAUGGAUAGAAUAUAUGCUAUAUUGAAAGAGAAUAAACCAUUUUUAUUUAAAUUCAA